This is a messenger RNA of Elephantulus edwardii (Cape elephant shrew), 3387 nucleotides long. RefSeq names its product monofunctional C1-tetrahydrofolate synthase, mitochondrial-like. Lineage: Eukaryota; Metazoa; Chordata; Mammalia; Macroscelidea; Macroscelididae. The transcript is spliced from 30 exons. The coding region runs from base 1 to 3387 and encodes 1128 amino acids. Gene Ontology annotation, cellular component: cytosol; mitochondrion. Gene Ontology annotation, biological process: tetrahydrofolate interconversion. Gene Ontology annotation, molecular function: formate-tetrahydrofolate ligase activity; ATP binding; methylenetetrahydrofolate dehydrogenase (NADP+) activity. The record is from RefSeq and is a predicted model, not a curated record.
AUGCAGGGUUUCGGGGCGGGCCCGGCCAGCCUGACGCGGCGCCCUCGGAGCGGCGCCUGGGGCCGCGGCCCUGGACCCCGACAUCCCGGCGGGAAGGAGGCGGCUCGGCGGGAGCCCGGGAAAACGAGAGGGCGCCCCGCUCCGCCGCCUCCUCCAACCUGGGGGGAUGACCCCGGAUCACCCAGCCGGGGCGACCCCUUAUGCCUGGACGGGCCUUCCCGGGGGAUUACCUUAUCCCACCUCCCCGGCCCCACCUCUUUGGACGCGAGAGCCACUUUCCCCUCUUUUCUGGGACAGUUAAAAUGGAGCCGGCGGCCCGGUGGUAGAGGAUCUGGACGCCUCGUGUCCAGCCGGGGAGCGCGGCGGGGCAGCGCUCUUGUCUCUGAGGUUCCCCGAGAUGCACGUGUCACCGGUGGGCGCCCCGAGGCAUCCCCGGGACCCCUUUGGUCAGGCGCUCGGUUCAGAGGUGUGUGCACUCCGGGGAUCAAGACAGCUCGUUCCGGCGAGGCGAAGCGCAGGCGGGGCCGGAGGUGCCGGGAGAGGCCGCCUCGCCUUCCCGGGAACCGGUGCCUGGUGCAGCCUCCCCGCGCCCAGGGCCGCCCACCACCCCUCUUGCUUUUCACAAUGUGGCUGCUGAUGCCGAAGUACCUCCUCACUGGCAUUCUGUUUCUAGAAGUCAUUCAGAAUUCAAAGGAAGUGCUCACUUUGCUGCAAGAGAAAAACCCCACCUUUCAGCCAGUUCUGGCCAUUAUUCAGGCAGGUGAAGACAACCUGAGGCAGAAAAUAAACCAGAACUUGGCUGAGGAGGCUGGUCUGAGCAUCACCCACCUCUCUCUUCCUCCAGAGAGCAGCGAAGAUGAGAUUAUAGAUGAAAUCUUGAAGGUCAAUGAGGACAUCCGAGUCCACGGCCUGGCCCUUCACGUCUCCGAUAACACAAACGCGUUUAGCAGCAAGGUGCUGAAUGCCCUGAAGCCAGAGAAAGAUGUGGAUGGAGUGACAGAUAUAAACCUGGGGAAGCUAGUACGUGGGGACGCGCAUGAGUGCUUUAUUUCACCCGUUGCCAGAGCUGUCAUUGAGCUGCUUGAAAAAUCAGGGAUCAACUUAAAUGGAAAGAAGAUCUUGGUGGUCGGGGCGCAGGGGUCGCUGGAGGGUGCUGUGCAGUGCCUGCUCCAGAGGAAGGGCGCCAUGACGAUGAGCUGCCAGUGGGAAACCCCUCAGCUUCAGAGUAAGCUUCAUGAGGCUGAGAUUGUGGUGUUAGGCUCUCCCAAGCCAGAAGACAUCCCCCUCAGUUGGAUACAACCAGGGACGACAGUUCUCAAUUGUUCCCAUGACUUUCUAUCAGGGAAGCUUGAGUGUGAGUCUCCCAAGGUGCAUCCCAGCGGCCUCAUUGUCGAGGACGACGUGAGUCUUUUGGCGUCAGCUCUGCGGAUUCAGAACGUGGUCAGCAGUGGACGGCGGUGGCUCCGAGAGCAGCAGUACACGCGGUGGAGACUGCGCUGCCUGAAACUGCAGCCUCUCUCCCCUGUACCCAGUGAUAUUGAGAUUUCAAGAGGACAGACUCCCAAAGCUGUGGAGGUCCUGGCCAAGGAGAUAGGCUUGCUGGCAGAUGAAAUUGAAAUCUACGGCAAAAGCAAAGCCAAAGUGCGUUUGUCUGUACUCGAAAGGUUGAAAGACCAAGCAGAUGGAAAAUACGUCCUAGUUGCUGGGAUCACGCCCACCCCUCUGGGUGAAGGGAAGAGCACCGUGACCAUUGGUCUUGUCCAGGCCCUGACCGCCCACCUCAGCGUCAACUCCUUCGCCUGCCUCAGACAGCCUUCUCAGGGACCCACGUUUGGAGUCAAAGGAGGUGCUGCAGGUGGAGGAUAUGCCCAGGUCAUCCCCAUGGAGGAGUUCAACCUUCACCUCACCGGAGACAUCCACGCCAUCACUGCAGCGAACAACCUGCUGGCUGCCGCUGUGGACACCAGGAUUCUGCAUGAAAGUACUCAGACAGAUAAGGCUUUGUACAGUCGACUGGUUCCCUCCGUGAACGGUGUCCGAGCGUUUUCAGAAAUUCAGCUUGCUCGACUGAAAAAGCUGGGCAUCCUUAAGACGGACCCGAACACCCUGACAGAAGAGGAGGUGAGCAGAUUUGCCCGACUUAACAUUGACCCCGAGACCAUCACCUGGCAGCGAGUACUGGAUACGAAUGACCGGUUUCUACGAAAAAUAACAAUUGGGCAGGCAAGCACGGAGAAGGGACUGUCCCGCCAGGCACAGUUUGACAUCGCCGUGGCCAGCGAGAUCAUGGCUGUGCUGGCCCUGACCGACAGCCUGUCGGACAUGAAGGAGCGCCUGGGCCGAAUGGUGGUGGCCAGCGCCAAGAACGGGCAGCCAGUGACAGCGGACGACUUGGGUGUGACAGGUGCCUUGACGGUUUUGAUGAAAGACGCAAUAAAACCAAACUUGAUGCAGACCUUAGAAGGAACCCCCGUGUUCGUGCAUGCCGGCCCCUUUGCGAACAUUGCUCACGGCAACUCUUCAGUGCUGGCUGAUAAAAUUGCUCUGAAGCUGGUUGGUGAAGAAGGAUUUGUGGUCACUGAAGCUGGAUUUGGUGCUGACAUUGGAAUGGAGAAGUUCUUCAACAUCAAGUGUCGAGCCUCGGGCUUGGUGCCCAACGUCGUCGUCCUGGUGGCCACGGUGCGGGCUCUAAAGAUGCACGGGGGCGGCCCGAGCGUCACUGCUGGUGUCCCUCUUAAGAAAGAAUAUACUGAGGAGAACAUUCAGCUAGUGGCGGAUGGCUGCUGUAACCUCCAGAAGCAAAUCCAGAUCGCCCAGCUCUUUGGGGUUCCUGUCGUGGUGGCUCUGAACGUCUUCAAGACGGACACCCGCGCGGAGAUCGACCUGGUGUGUGAGCUGGCCAAGCGGGCGGGCGCCUUUGACGCCGUCCCCUGCUACCACUGGUCGGUUGGUGGGAAGGGCUCGGUGGACCUGGCUCGAGCCGUGAGAGAAGCCGCAAAUAAGAGAAGUCGUUUCCAGUUCCUGUACGACGUCCAGCUUCCAAUUGUGGAAAAGAUAAGAACUAUUGCCCAAGCCGUCUAUGGAGCCAAAGAUAUCGAACUCUCCCCAGAAGCACAGUCCAAAGUAGAUCGCUACACUCAACAGGGUUUCGGAAACUUGCCCAUCUGCAUGGCCAAGACACACCUGUCUCUGUCUCACCAACCUGACAAGAAGGGCGUCCCGAGGGGCUUCAUCCUGCCCAUCAGCGACGUCCGGGCGAGCAUCGGCGCGGGGUUCAUCUACCCUUUGGUCGGAACGAUGAGCACCAUGCCUGGACUGCCCACACGGCCCUGCUUCUACGACAUCGACCUAGACACGGAGACAGAGCAAGUGCAGGGCCUGUUCUGA